This is a messenger RNA of Misgurnus anguillicaudatus (oriental weatherfish), 3930 nucleotides long. It is a transcript of the gene wnt3, whose product is annotated as wingless-type MMTV integration site family, member 3. Gene Ontology annotation, molecular function: frizzled binding; cytokine activity. NCBI's taxonomy places the organism in Eukaryota, Metazoa, Chordata, Actinopteri, Cypriniformes, Cobitidae. Gene Ontology annotation, cellular component: extracellular region. The record is from RefSeq and is a predicted model, not a curated record. Gene Ontology annotation, biological process: neuron differentiation; canonical Wnt signaling pathway; cell fate commitment.
UUUCUCCAUGUUUUUGUCCAUAUUUAAGCCAUGUUCGCUUGGAGUUUGGGUUAGAGUUGGGGUUUGGGUUAGGAUGUCAUUUUCAUAUAACAAAAAGUUGUUCUAACCCUAAACCCAAGCGAAAAUGGUAAAAAAAGCAAAAAAAUUGAGAAACCAAUAAAUAAAACGACAAAAAAAGAUGCACCGUUUAAGUGAAUGGGAAGGACUGGCGUAUCAUAUGCACGCCAAAGUGGAAUUUGGCGUAUGUAUUGCACGAUUUUUACACUUCGUGCUAUUUAUACGCAACUCCGUGAGACUGGGCUGGAAAUUAACAACACCUAUAAAACUUCUCUCUCAAAGCGAAUAAAUGUAAUUUGUUGCUAAAAUGCCUUCUGUUUUUUACCUGAAACUAUAGUUAACCUUUGCUUAGGCUCUCUAAGACAGAGGCUACAUUAGAGUACAAUGCAUUGUCAUCUUUUAGUGCCCUGUCUCUUUCUCAGCAGCGUCUGCCCUAAGUCCAUCCGAAUGACAAUAGUGUUUAUGUAAAAUGUGCUGCCUUUGGGCCACUGGGGCAUAGAAAACUGCAUGCCUGGCCCUGCAACACCAGCUUUUAUGGCUUUUUACUGUGUUUCCUUUGUGUUGCAUCGUCACAAGGCGAAGACGCUAUCAUCAAAAUUCUCCAAGACUUCUCGAUGCGCGUUGCAUGCACAUGUAUCCGAUACAAUUAGUUCAGGCAUGCCAUGCUUAAAAGUGAAGCCAGCUACACCAGGCCCGAUUUACCACACCGUCUGCCACAGAUGGACUUCCUUGACAUUAAAAUAGACAGUAUUGAUCUUAAUAAGACAAAUCCAUCUCUCUAAAACUCCAAUCCCCACACCCUUUUAUUCCUAUUCCCUCCCUGCCUCCUUUCUCUCUCUCUUUCACUCUCUGCUGUCUUUUUCUUUCUUUCUUUGCUACAUUACCAGGGGGUGGUGCAUGAUUGACAGAUGGGCAGGAAUAAUAAUUUUUUUUGCGUAACCUAAGGCCAUGCUCUGUGAUUGGCUUGCCAGCUGACAUCUCCAAACCUCGCUUGUCGUUUUUCCCCCCUCUCUCCCUCUCUAAUAUUGGCCCUGAUGAUCCUAAGGGGAAAAAGUGGGGAGAGAAAAAGAUAUGUACCUUAGGGAAGAACCUUAGUGAGAGGGAGGGAAUCAGAAGACGGGUAGGAGCGUGUGUGCGAGUGUGUGAAAGAGACACUUACUCUCUUAACUACUGGGAGACAGGCACACUUUCCUUACCCAAGUCAAGGAAGCAGCAAAGCCAGGAGAAUUUUUUGGGGGGGCUUCCUUUCAUAUUUCACCCAAUUACUUUGAAUCAUCAAUCUACUGGAACUUAAUUUUUAGGAAUUCUAUGCGUUGAUCAAUAGACAUUUCCAUCCACACAAGACACCUCAUGGAUUUGUACCUGGUUGGAUAUCUCAUGUGGAUGUGGUUGUCCAGUUCUCGGGUGCUUGGAGGCUAUCCCAUCUGGUGGUCCCUGGCCCUGGGGCAGCAGUACUCAUCUCUGGGAUCUCAACCCAUCCUGUGUGGCUCUAUACCUGGCUUGGUGCCCAAACAACUGCGAUUCUGCCGCAAUUACAUUGAGAUCAUGCCCAGUGUAGCAGAGGGAGUCAAACUGGGAAUCCAGGAGUGUCAGCACCAGUUCCGUGGCCGCAGAUGGAACUGCACCACUAUCAAAGACAAGCUAGCCAUAUUUGGUCCAGUACUUGAUAAAGCUACAAGGGAAUCUGCAUUUGUUCAUGCCAUUGCAUCAGCUGGAGUGGCAUAUGCAGUCACCCGCUCAUGUGCAGAGGGGUCGUCCACAAUGUGUGGCUGUGACUCCCAUCAUAAAGGCCCACCGGGAGAGGGAUGGAAGUGGGGAGGAUGCAGUGAGGAUGCUGAGUUUGGGGUCCUUGUGUCUCGGGAGUUUGCUGAUGCUCGCGAGAACCGACCAGAUGCUCGGUCUGCCAUGAACAGGCACAACAAUGAGGCAGGACGGAUGACUAUCCUGGAAAACAUGCACCUGCGCUGUAAGUGCCACGGACUAUCAGGCAGCUGUGAGGUGAAGACCUGCUGGUGGGCUCAGCCUGAUUUCAGGCUGUUAGGCGACUACCUUAAAGACAAGUAUGACAGUGCCUCCGAGAUGGUGGUGGAGAAACACCGGGAAUCUCGGGGCUGGGUGGAGACACUACGUGCAAAAUAUGCAUUCUUCAAACACCCCACUGAGCGAGACCUGGUCUACUAUGAGGGAUCGCCCAACUUUUGCGAGCCUAACCCAGAAACGGGGUCAUUUGGCACCCGCGACCGUGUCUGCAACGUGUCCUCGCAUGGCAUCGAGGGCUGCGACUUGUUGUGCUGUGGGCGUGGUCAUAACACACGGACAGAGAAACGCAAAGAGAAAUGCCACUGCAUCUUUCACUGGUGCUGCUACGUCAGUUGCCAGGAGUGCGUGAGAGUUUACGAUGUGCACACGUGUAAAUAAAAGCAGGAGGUGGACGACAACAAGGACUUGUGGACAUUAAAGAGAGAGUAAAGGAGAGGCAUAAAAAAGCAGACAACAUACACACACACACUCACUAUGGUGUAUUAUCAUGAUACACCGAUAGCAGUGGCACUUCUGUACUAGAACUCUUUACUAAUGUGCCCGAUUUUCAUCUCCAUGCCCAAAAAGCGUCAAAAGCUUGUUGGCGAUGCUCAUGUGUUUACUACUGCCGUUCUUCUGAAAUGUCUGGGCUCUUCCCCUACUGUUCGCUGUUAUCAUUCAGAUGUCUUUAACUGUAACACCAUCUCUCUGAUCAUCUCGCCCUACAGCCCAGAGGCUGAAACAGGAUCAGUCCACCUCUGAUUACUUACACACACUGACACUAAUCAUGCAUGAAAGAACAUAAAAAGAAGAGAAAGGGGGACGAGAAAGUCCUGGUUAACUACUGAAAGCUGGGCCUAUUACAUGCCCUGUUAUAUUACUACUGAAUCCAAUGCAAUGCCUGUGAUUUUUCCAUGGUCUCCUUAGGUUUCCACAAGGAAACUUGCACUCUCCAACAUGGGUCAGUACUUGAGGCAAGCACAGAAGUGACAAGAGCUCUCCAACAGGUUUCUACAGAAACAGAAAAUGAAAUUUUCAACCAAGCAUUGGGUCAAAAGUGACAAACCCAACCCAAAAUGCUUGUUUCAACACAAAAUGUUGGGUUGUUUUAACCUAUUGUUGUGUCAAAUUUAUUUUUUUCUGAGUUAAUUUAACCCAAGAGCUGAGUUCGUCCCUUUUUGACCCAACGCUGGGUUGAAAAUAGUCCACCAUUUUUUUGGGAGUGUAUCGUUUAUGUUUAACAUGAUGAACAUUUUGCUGUUUGCUACAUUUAAAACUCAUGGGUGACACUUUGCAAUAAGGUUGUAUUAGUUCACAUUGAUAAAUGCUUUAGCUAACAUAAACUAACGAUGAACUAACAAUGAACAAUAGAGUUUUUCAACAUUUAUUAAUUUUUGUUAAAGGAACAGUAUGUAAGAAAUAUAUUUAAAUUAAUCAUAAAAUGGCCCUGAUAUGUCACUAGACAUUAAGAAAUCAUUUUCAUUUCAAAUACUUAUAUCACUGACAACAGUGGUCCGGCCAGCAUAUUGUCAUUUAAAAAGUGGAGUUGCAGCCCUCAACUGAUGUUUAUGUUGUCAUGUUGUGUAUUGGCCACCAGUUGUGUGAUUGCAGUACCAGUUUUACCCACAAGUUUUAUGAUUGCAAUACCAGUUUUGGCCACAAUCCUACAUACUGUUCCUUUAAUGUUAGUUAAUGCCAAUAUAAUUGCUUAUUCAUUUGUUUGUUCAUUGUACAUUAACUACAGGGAGUGCAGAAUUAUUAGGCAAGUUGUAUUUUUGAGGAUUACUUUUGUUAUUGUACAACUACAGUGCUCUUGGUCAAUUCAAAAUGUUAACAAACCCUCAAACCUGAACA